Lathyrus oleraceus (garden pea) is the source of this 2591-nucleotide messenger RNA. RefSeq lists its product as uncharacterized. The transcript has 2 exons. The record is from RefSeq and is a predicted model, not a curated record. Bases 677 to 1648 code for a protein of 323 amino acids. NCBI's taxonomy places the organism in Eukaryota, Viridiplantae, Streptophyta, Magnoliopsida, Fabales, Fabaceae.
UGUCCACUAAUGAAUCUCUCUUGGUCUAACGGUAAGAAAGGAAAAAACAAAAAGGACAGCUAGCCUCCACACUCUCUCAGAGACUCUCUCAUUUUCCAAUGGCUCUAGGUCACAGAAAAAUAAAAUAAAAAGGAAAAAGGGGAACACUGUUCACCUUCUUUCCCACAACUCCCUUCACUCACGUAGAACGCCAAAAACCAGACCAUCACUCUUCUUAUCCCUAAUCACAACUGUCAUCUUCUUCCUCCAACCCACCUCCAUCUUCAUCACCCCCGUAUCUGACUCCUUCACUCUUCAUCUCACCGCCGGAAACUCCUCUCAAACAACAACCAUCACGCCGGAGAAUCGCCAUCUUCACCAUUAACAACCUCAUUCUCCUCCACGGAAACCACCGUCAAUCGUCACUCACCUUCAAUCGCUCAACAACCUUCCGUCAUAGCACCAAGCCCCUUUCGGCCAUCUUCGUCGUCACCGGUAACAUCCCAAAUCGCCACCAACCACCGCGAUUUUCUUACCACCAUUGCUCCUCCGAUCAUUCAACAGAGGCAUCAACUCAUAACACGACAACAAAACUCAACAAAAUGUUGAUAGAUGCAGCAACAACUUGUAGCUUUGGAAAUCCACGUUUCGGGACAUUUUUGAUCGAGAUCCUGGUUGAGAGACUCCUUGUUCAGAUAUGAGGCCCGGUAUGAAGGACGAUGUGGUCUACAGCUUCUUUGACCCAGAGAUCAGUGUGCUGAAGGAUAUGAUAGCUUUGAUUACGCCCGACCAUGUGGGGAUGUUUCGUGAGAUGUAUGGGGGUAUCCUGAAGAUGGUUUUCAGACUCACUGACAGAGAUAGGAGUGUCAUUCAUACACUUCUCCAGUUCUAUGAUCCUGGUUUGAGGUGCUUCGUCUUCCCAGAUUAUUUAUUAGGGCAUUUGAUGGAGGAUUAUGCUGGUAUCUUGGGCAUUCAGAUCAGAAAUCAGGUUCCUUUCUAUGCUACUAAGGAAGAACCUGAUAUUGGAGGGAUUUCCCGUGCUCUUUAUUUGAGUCCAGAGAUGGUCAAUGGGAGUCUGAAAGAGAAGGGGAAGUUGCCUGGUUUCCAUCUGAGUUUCCUAGAAGCUAAGGCUAAGGAGCAUGCUGAGUUAGGUAACUGGAACGCUGUCUGCACCUUGAUUGCUGUGAGCAUUUAUGGGACCAUCCUGUUUCCUAAUCAGAGGAGCUUCGUGGAUAUUAAUGCCAUCCGCUUGUUUGUUCAAAGGAAUCCUAUCCCUACUUUGAUCGGAGAUGUCUAUUACUCGGUCCAUAAUCGGAAUGAGAAGAGGCGUGGGGGGUUGAUUCGAUGUUGCACUCAGUUGUUAUAUAAGUGGUUUAUGGGAUAUUUGCCUACCAGGGGUGCUUUUGUUCUUCUUGACCGUACUGUCAAUUGGGCGACCAAGCUGAUGGGUUUGCGGGCCAAAGACAUAGCUUGGACUCACAGUAGCGGGGUGGGACAAGACUUUAUUUGCAGUUGUGGGGGUUUUCCCAAUGUGCCGCUUAUAGGAGUUCAGGGUUGCAUUAAUUAUAACCCUACACUUCUUAAGAGACAAAUGGGAUUCGCUAUGGAGGUUCCUCCUUUCAAGAGUGAGAUUCAGGAAACUUUGUACUUCCCGGUUAGGCCAAGUUAAGGCAGGUAGCUGAUGCAUGGCGCAGUAUUCAAAGGAAAGGCAAGUUUUCUUGGGGCAGAGCCAAUAACAGGUCUUUUCCUCCGUUUGAUGACUGGCUCCGUAAGAGAGUGGAGCUCACUUGUCUACCGUUUCCUAUGGUUGAUCCUUGGUAUCCGUUGAUUGAGGAAUCUCCUUCUUCUGUUAGUAUGGAAGAGUUCCUAGAGAUGAAGCGGGAGAGAGAUCAGUUGCUUGCAGAGAAAACGGAAUUGGAGAUGAGUGUCGCUCGGGUUCAGAUGGCUAAUCAGGAGAUCAAAGUGAAGAUGGAAGAUCAGGACAAGCGACAUGCCCUGGAAGUGAAGCGCUUUGAGAUGGAUACCGCUUACUAUGGGAAGGUCAGUCAGGCUUUGGCAUCGUCAACAAAGGAGCACGACAUCACCAAAGAGAGAUUGGCUAGAGCUUCAAAGGUCAUUGAAGAUCAGAGGAGGAGGCAAAUCCUCGUGAGGGAUCAGAGGGAAGACAAAGUCAGAAAUCUCAUUGCUGAGUGGGAGUCAAAACUGAAGAUCAAGGAAUCAGAGAACCUGAAGAUCAUCACUGAGAGAGAUCAUUAUAUCGCUGAGAGAGAUCAUUAUAUCGCUGAGAGGGAUCAUCAUCUUGCUGAGAGAGAUCAUUACUUCAGGAAGAUGAAGAUUCACCAGAAGGAGGUGGGGAGAUUAUAGCAGGAGAACACAGAGCUCAGGUUCGCCGCAGAGUUUGCGAAGAUGGUUGAUGAUAUAGGGCCUUCUGUGGGACCCUCGUCAUGAUAUACCUUUUUCUUUUGUGUGGAUUACCGUCAGGCCUGUUGACGGAAUUCACUUGCUUAUAUUUCCUUUCUGAUUCUGGAGAAUUGUAUUCGAUUUGUAUCAGCUGUGAUGUAUGACUAUGGCGCUUAUUGUGCAUUUUGCUAUGUGAUGGUUAUUUUCAUUCA